AGCUCUCUAGCGUUUUUAUUGGUCAGUGUUCUCACGCACGUUUGACGUUAUCACGCACGCAUUCGACCGUCCUUGAGCCGCACUCAAGCAAAAUGGUCGCGUACUGGAGACAAGCUGGUCUAAGCUACAUCCGCUUCUCCCAGAUCGCCGCUAAUGCGGUGCGGGCUGCGCUAAAGCCGCAGUUUAAAGCGGAGGCAGUGAAGGCCGCAGAGGCGAACGUCAGAGUCAACAAGCCCAAAACAGCAUGAUUUGAGCUGCGUUGUACAUAGUUUUGCUUCUUUGUUCCUGACCUCGUCCAGCCGAGCACCAGAGAAAAUGGACAACACCAAGAGAAAUCCAACUAUAGAAGGGGGACUUGGAUGAAAUAAUUUUUCCUCAUUUGUAAUUAAAGUUAUCCAUGUUUAAAAACA
Boleophthalmus pectinirostris (great blue-spotted mudskipper) is the source of this 410-nucleotide messenger RNA. RefSeq names its product ATP synthase F1 subunit epsilon (gene atp5f1e). Gene Ontology annotation, molecular function: proton-transporting ATP synthase activity, rotational mechanism. The record is from RefSeq and is a predicted model, not a curated record. The coding region runs from base 93 to 248 and encodes 51 amino acids. Lineage: Eukaryota; Metazoa; Chordata; Actinopteri; Gobiiformes; Gobiidae. Gene Ontology annotation, cellular component: mitochondrial inner membrane. The transcript has 3 exons. Gene Ontology annotation, biological process: proton motive force-driven mitochondrial ATP synthesis.